Trichobilharzia regenti is the source of this 1197-nucleotide messenger RNA. The record is from the annotation of a GenBank genome assembly. Lineage: Eukaryota; Metazoa; Platyhelminthes; Trematoda; Strigeidida; Schistosomatidae.
AUGAUCCCACCUGCUGGUGUCCAACCUAUGCGACCACUUGACACUGGCUUCACUACUCCAUCAAGAAUUGUCAUACUUCCUACUCCACCACCUGUGCAUCAGGUAAACACUAAUGGGGUUGGGAUAGGCCAUUCAACGUCGAAUCUAUCUAUUUCAACUCCAGCAACUCGUCAAUCAGAUCUUUCAGUUUUUGAAGCUAUUGAGGGUGUAGUGUUAAUGGUUAGCAACAUACCGCAGCGUGUGAAUUGUGAUCACUUAUUUAACCUCUUUUGCCUGUAUGGCAAUGUAGCACGGAUCAAGUUCUUAAAGACCCGUCCUGGUGUCGCCCUAGUUCAGGUCGGGAAUCCAGAAGCAGCAGAUCUUAUACAUCGAUACUUUAACGGAGUGUGCGUUUUUGGGAAGAAUUUACAACUUCAUCACAGUAAGAUCACAGAGCUAAAAGAGCACGAGAAUCUGGGGACCCUAUCGGACGGAUCACCGGUUAUGAAGAAUUAUAUGAUGGAUCCAAACAAUCGAUUUAGAAAUUCAAUGGUGGCAGCAAAAAGUCGGAUUUUGGAACCUUCUCGUACACUUCAUUUCUUCAAUGCUCCACUUAACUCUACACCAGAAGAUAUUUGUAGAAUAUUCACGGAUAGUGGUGCAAUGGCACCACCGCGUGUAGUGAUAUUCACGACUAAAGAAGGCCAAAAGACUUCUCUUGGAUUAGUCGAAUGGGAUACCUUAACCGAAGCACUAGAGGCCUUAAUUCUAGCCAACCAUCGACCAAUUCAUUUAUCCGGAUUUACUCAUCCUUUUCAUUUGAAAAUUGCCUUCAGUCCAAAGCCUAUAUCAGAGGAUAGAGCUGGUAUCUCAUUGAUACGUUAUCCUGCACCACCGCUGACGUCUACUCAAUAUCAUCAUAAUUCAUUGUCCGCUAACGGUCAACGAACUGUAGAGAAGUCGAAUAGUGUUAAUAAUGACGAACCAGAAGAUGAAUUGGAAAUUCUUUCGAAGAUAGAGAAAGCUGAAGGCUGUGAAAACUCUGAAUCAACAAAAACGGCUUCAGAUACCGCAAAAUCCGGUUCAACUAAAUCAUCGAAAGAUGAAGAGUCUAAGGCUGGAUCGAAAGUCACGGAGAAUGGAGAUAAGGCAUGAUAGAUAUAUAGCUUAUAUUUAUAUACAUAUACACGGUUUAUGUUUUAUCUAGGAAAAACGGCU